Molecule: messenger RNA, 1479 nt
Organism: Fusarium poae
Lineage: Eukaryota; Fungi; Ascomycota; Sordariomycetes; Hypocreales; Nectriaceae
Exons: 1
Coding region: 1-1479 (492 amino acids)
Biological process (GO): glycerophospholipid biosynthetic process
Cellular component (GO): mitochondrion
Source: RefSeq, a predicted model, not a curated record
AUGUCUCCUGCUCUCGACGAAAACACCCCCAACUCUCCCAGUACCCUACGCAACAUGUCUAACGCCAACGGUGAAUCUAACGGUGUUGACCACCGUGAGUCUCUCGCCAUCCCCGGCACUGAGGAAGGCAAUGGUCCUCAAGAGAUCCCCGCUACCCGAUCUUCCAUCUCGGAGGCGGCCAAGUACAUGCACACACUCAGCGUGUCUCCCUCCAUGAGGGACCGACGAUCCUCCCGCAACUCCUUCGGUACUGCGCUGCCCAUCCCCCGCAAGCGUCAGUCCCGCCUCUCCUCCGUCCACCAUGCCGACGGACGCCCCACCCGACCCGGCAUGCCCCCGAUCCAGCCUACCCGUGAGCUCCUCGUCGCUCAGGUUCAGGACCAGAUGGCCGACAAGGUCAAGAAGGCCAAGAACAUGGCUUUCGCCUUUGACAUUGACGGUGUCCUUGUCCACGGUGACCGUCUGAUCCCCGAGGGUAAGAAGGCUCUCGAGAUCCUCAACGGAGACAACGAGCUCGGCAUCAAGAUCCCUCACAUCUUCCUCACCAACGGAUCUGGUAAGAUCGAGAAGGCUCGUUGCGAGCAGCUCGAGAAGAUUCUCGGCAACCCUGUCAGCACCGACCAGUUCAUCCAGUCUCACACUCCCAUGAGUGCUCUGUCCGAGUACUACAGCACCGUCCUUGUCGUCGGUGGUGAGGGUUACCGCUGCCGUGAGGUCGCUGAGCAGUACGGCUUCCGCAACAUCAUUGUCCCCAACGACAUUGUUGCCUGGGACCCUACCAUUGCUCCCUACCGCGUCUUCACCGAUGAGGAGCGUGCCACCUCUCGCCCCCGAGACUUCACCAAGAUCUGCAUUGAGGCCAUCAUGGUCUUCUCUGACUCGCGAGACUAUGCUACCGACAUGCAGAUCAUCAUGGAUGUCCUCCGCUCCAAGAACGGACGUCUGGGCACUGUCGCUGAGGACCCCGUCGCUGAGCGAGUCCCCAUCUACUUCUCCCAGGGUGAUCUUCUUUGCCCUACUGAGCACCCUACUCCCCGUAUGUCUCAGGGUGCUUUCCGCAUUGGUCUCGAGGCCAUGUACAAGGCUCUUACCGGUGCCGACCUCGAGCGUGUUGUCUACGGUAAGCCCGAGUUGGCUACUUACAAGUACGCUGAUGAUGUCCUCACCUCCUGGAUGGGCGAGCUCCACGGCGAGGAGCGUCUUCCCGAGAACAUCUACAUGAUCGGUGACAACCCCGCCUCCGACAUUGUCGGUGGAAACAUGUACGGCUGGAACACCUGCCUUGUCCGCACUGGUGUCUUCCAGGGUGGUGACAACGACGAGAACAACCCCGCCAACUUUGGUGUCUUCCCCAACGUUCUCGAGGCUGUCAAGAAGGCCAUUCGCGCUCAGCUGGGUGAUGACUUCAAGUGCUACUUUGACGAGAAGAUCAACCCCGUCCUCCACGGCGACGCUAACGACGCUGCCGCCGUUGUCUAA